Messenger RNA from Gossypium raimondii (Peruvian cotton), 2106 nucleotides. RefSeq lists its product as uncharacterized. NCBI's taxonomy places the organism in Eukaryota, Viridiplantae, Streptophyta, Magnoliopsida, Malvales, Malvaceae. The coding region runs from base 1 to 2106 and encodes 701 amino acids. The transcript has 9 exons. The record is from RefSeq and is a predicted model, not a curated record.
AUGGCUGAGUAUUGGUUAGAAGCCGUCGAGAGGAUUAUGAAUAACAUAGACUGUACUCCCGAGCAGAAACUUAAGGGUGCAGUCUCAUUGCUUUACAACAAGGCAUAUCAGUGGUGGUUAUCGAGGAAAUAUGUGGGUGCGAGCUAUGUUGAUGCUCGUAGAUGUGAGUUCAUGAAUCUCACGCAGGGUGAUAGAUUAUUGGCUGAGCAUGAGGCUGAGUUUCUGAGGCGAAGAUCACCGAGGAAGUUAAGCACGUGGAGUGCCAGAAUAAGGACUGAGAGAGAGUUAAGAACAAGAGGGAUUCAGAGCCCUCUAGUUCUGUUCAGAGGCCUAAGAAACAGGCUAGACCUGAUUAGCCUGUUAGAGUGGGGGUUCUUGUUGCUUCUACUGGGAUUCAGCCUUGUGGGGAUUGUGGUAGGCGUCAUCCAGGCGAGUGUUGGAGGAGACAUAGGUUCUACACACUCCAAUGUAGCUAGUAUUGUUUCUGAAAACAUAGGGAUUUCUGUUGAGAGCACGUCUAGUGAGGUUACUGUACUGACUUCUUUGGGACAGUCUGUUUGGGUUAGUAAACUUUAUAGGAAUGUUCCGUUAAAAAUGCAAAGGGCUAUAUUUUUGGCAAAUCUGAUGGAGCUACCGUUUAGGGAGUUCGACUUAAUUCUAGGUAUGGACUGGUUAGUUGAGCAUCGGGUUAGCUUGAAUUGCGCAGUUAAGAAAGUGGUUCUGAGGACUGUGGAAAAUAAAGAAGUGGCUGUGAUCGGUGAGCGUCGAGAUUAUCUAUCCAAUGUGAUCUCUGCUCUUGUGGUUGAGAAUUGGUUCGGAAAAGGUUUACCUCUGAAUCGAAAAGUUGAGUUUGACAUUGAGCUUCUAUCGAGUACAACUGUAGUGUCCAUCGCUUCUUACCAAAUGGCACCGAAGGAGCUUACAGAGCUUAAAUCUCAAUUAUUUAAGGAAGUUGAUGUUCACAAGAUUGCAUUUAGGACUUGUUAUGUACAUUACGAGUUUCUAGUUAUGCCUUUUGGUCUAACGAAUGCUCCGGUUGCAUUCAUGGAUUUAUUAAAUCGAGUCUUUCAGUUGUAUCUGGAUCAGCUCAUCGUGGUCUUCAUUGAUGAUAUUCUGAUUUACUCUAAGACCGAGGAUGAGCAUGAUGAACAUUUUAGAGUCGUGCUUCAGAUACGCCGAGAGAAGCAGUUCUUUGCUAAGUUGAGCAAGUGUGAGUUCAGGUUGCGAGAGGUAACUUUUCUAGGGUACGUGGUUUCUGUUGAGAAAAUCCAAGUUGAUCCGAGAAAGAUUGAGGCAGUGCAUGAUUGGAAAGAGCCUAAGAAUGUAUUUGAUAUCUACAGUUUUCUAGGUCUUGCGGGUUAUUAUCGGCGUUUUGUUAAGGGGUUCUCUCUGAUUGUAGCUCCUCUGACUAAGCUUCUGCGCAAUGGUGUCCUUUUUGUUUGGACUGAUCCUGAAUCUGGUAAAGAGUUUGUGGUGUACAACGAUGUGUCGUACGUCGGUCUAGGAUGUGUACGAAUGCAAGAUGGUAAUGUUGUGGCUUAUGCAUCCCGUCAGCUUAAGACACACGAAAGGAAUUAUCCGACGCAUGAUCUCGAGUUGGUUGCAAGACGGGUUUGUGCACCUCACGAUUCUGAUCUGAGGCAGUCGAUUCUAAAUGAGGCGCAUAGUAGCCUUUAUGCUAUGUAUCUCGGUGGCAAUAAGAUGUAUCGGGAUCUCCAUGAGUUAUACUGGUGGCUAGGUUUGAAGCCUGAGCUUAUGGAUUUCAUUGCUGCUUCAUAUAGACAGACGUCUUCUACAGAUCUGAAGAGGAGAGAUAUCGAGUACCUUGUGGGUGACUUUGUUUUUCUUAAGGUUUUUUCGUGGAAGAAAAUUCUGAGAUUCGGUCGUAAGGGCAAGUUGAGUCCUAGGUUUAUUGGGCCAUAUCAGAUUCUGAAGCGUGUAGGACCGAUCGCUUAUCAGUUGGAGCUACCUCUAGAGUUGGACUGCAUUCAUGAUGUGUUUUACAUCUCAAUGUUAAGGCGGUAUCGGUCUGAUCUAUCUCAUGUUGUCUCUAUUGAGAAGAUCGAGAUUAGACCGAAUUUGACUAUUGAGGAGAAGCGUGUUUAG